UCGCUCUCUCAGUCAUCGUUUUUCGCUUGACUUUAACGGUUCUCGUGGGGAUUUAAUUCCAGCCUUUAAAUAAAAAAUAAAAGAAUAAAAGACGCGGAGUGCAAAACGGCUUAACUCUCACUAGUUAAUUACAAAGUUAACACAGUUAAUAUUUACCCAGUUAAAAGAGACAGCGAGAGAGCGAAAGAGACCACCCGCGCGGCUGGCAGAAAUAUUUACACUAGAGACUAAAAGGAUCAACAGGAAAAAAUGGGUAAAGCUCAGAGCAAGCGUUCAAUCGACAUCACCACCGAUCCCAAGAAGGUCGGCGAGGGGGAUGAGGUGGCCGGCAAGGUGGAGAAGAUUGAUGUGGACCAGAAGACGGACGCACCGGCGGUGAACGGUGAUGCUGCCACGCCCAAAGAAGGAGGCGAUGAAGCAGCGGCGACGGGAGAGAAAAAGGAAACGGAGGAACAUUCUGAGAACGACAAAGAUCUGACCACCGAAAAGAGUGCCGCAGCUGCUGAAGGUGGAGAUGCGGCUGCUGAAACGGCGAAGGGCGAGGAGGGUUCUCCCAAGGAGGGAGCAGCUGCCGCUGGCGAGGAUAUCACCCCGCUGGCCGAUGAAAGCAUCAAGUCCAAGUCCAAGAAGGAUAAGGUCAAAAAGAAGUGGUCCUUCCGCAGCAUCUCCUUUGGCAAGAAGGACAAACAGAAGCCUGCCAAGUCGGAGGAGGCGGUCUCCCCCACCUCUGGUACAACGUCGCCCACGACGGCCGAAGCAGAAGCUGCUCCAGCUGCGGAUGCAGCUCCAACGGAGGCCACAAACGGCGAGGCCGAAAAGACAGCCGAGACUGCCGCUGCUGAGCCCACCAAAGAGACUGCGUCCAAGGAUGAGGCGAAGCCCGCCGAGAAUGGAUCGGCGAGCGAGCAGGAGAAACAGGCCAACGGGGAAGCCGAGAAGGCGUCGCCAGCACCAACAACAGUUGAGGAAGCGGCACAGCCCAAGCCCGCCGAGGAACCAGCCACUACCACUGCCACCGAGUCGAACACUGCUGCCACCACCACUGCCACCGAAGAAGUUCCCGUGAAAGAGAGCCAGCCAGAACCGGAAGUGGUUACCAAUGGACAUGGAGCCGGGGAUGGAGAGGCGCUUACCAAUGGAUCAAGCAAUGGACUGGCCGAAUCUCCAGUGGCCGAGACAGCACCGGCAGUUGACAACAUUCCAAGCAACGUUGAUGACGAGCAGCCGCACCAGAAUGGCACCAAUGGCACUACCACGCCCCCGCCCACUCCCGUGGCCGUCGAGACCGAGAAGGGACAGCAAAUUGAGGUAAACAACCACACAAGAACAGACAGCACUACACACAACAACAACAACAGCAAAAACUUCACUGUAAAUACAAGUACAACAACAACAACAACAACCAAAAAAACAACAACCGAAAUCACAGAAAACACAGCACUAAAAACAAUAAGUACAGAAACCGAAAGAACUUGCACAGGCACUGUGACCGAGACCGUUGUAUCAGCCGCAGAGUUAGUUCAGACCCAAACAAUCCUAACCAAAACAACCAACACGAUCCUUCCCACCUCCCACACGCAGGCCAGCAUUGAAGCAGUUACCACGACCACUAGCCAGGCGGAGGAGGAAGUUGUGGCGGCGAUCAUCAAGGCGGUUAGCAGCGAGCUUGAAGCCGAAACGGAGACUGAGACGGAGGCUGAGGGAUUCGUGGUUGUUGCUCCUGUGUCCCCCGAAGUUGAAGUACCCGUUUCCAUUUCCCCUGUUGCAUUCGUGGCAGAAGUUCCCGGAGUUGAAACCGAAUCCGUGGCCGAGGUUGCCAAACUCGAAACUGAAUCCGUGGCCGAGGUUGCCAAAGUUGAAACUGAAUCCGUGACUGAGGUUCCUAAAGUGGAAACGGAGGCUGCUGCUGAAGUUCCCGAAGUUGAAUCCCAAUCCUCUAUCUUGGAGACCAGGAGCAGCAGUCCGCCACCUCCGUUGCCCAAAUCCCCGCCUCCAUCUCGAGUCUCUGCCUUUGUCCUUUCCGAUGAAGUUAUCGAGGAGCAGGUAACCCCCAACAACACCCCCGAAGUAAACCGUGAUGAGAUCGAGCAGCAGGCCAUGAGCAUUGUGGCUGAGAUCACCGAACAGGCGGCAGUAAUUCUCACGGAAAAGGAGAAACAAGAGGAGGAUUCCGAACUAGAGGAGUCUGUUCCUGUAGAUGUUGAAGAGAUCGCCGCCGUCACCGCUGACGCCGCCGCCUUCAGGGUUGAAGUUGAGGAGGAAGUUUCUUCAGUUAAAAACGAGGAAGAAACAGCUCCCUCUCAAACGGCUGAGAUCAUUUCUUCUACGCACCCGGAUGUUGUCCAGGAAACUAAUGUACAACAACCAACAUCCGACGAAGAAGAAUAUGUGCCAGUUCCAGCUUUCAUUGAUCCUGCGGAUCUGAAGGAAACUGUUGCUGUCACACAAGAGACCCUUACUGAUCAAGAGGAGGCUGUUGAGGAGGCGGCAAUUAAGGAUCAAGUUGAAACCCACCAAGAAGAAACCUCCGAACAAGAAACAUCAGACCAAGAAGCCAUAUCUGAGGAUGCGCAUAGCGAUAACGAUAAGGAGAACGAUAACGGAAACGACCUGGUCGGAAACAUAAUUAGCGAUCUGGAUGCCCCGAUCACCAAAGCAGUUGGCGAACUCCUCCUGGCAGAAUUGGAUGUGAGACCCACGGAACAGGAGGGCGAGAGCAACAACAAGGUGGAUCUCGCCAAGGAUCUGAAGGAGAAGAAUGCCGCGGCAGACGUUACAACACAGGAACAACUGCCCGUUACAUGCGAAUAAUCCUACUCAUAAUUAUUAUAUAUAAUAUUACAUAUUAUUAAAAACAAAACAACAAACGAUACAAGCAACAACAAAAGAACGCAACGUAAAACAACAAACAAUUACAAGAUAAACGAGAUAAAAACAAAACAAAACAAAAACAAAAAACAAGUAAAAAUACAUUUUUUAACAUUUACAUAUUUUAAAUAAUUUUUGUACGAACUUCAUAUCCCUAAACCAAGAUAUACGCAAGCAAAAGUCAGAGUUAAACGUGACACCACCAUCAACGCCACGCCACGCCACCACUGCAAACAAUGCAACCACUGCAACCACACAACCACCCCACUCAAACACCCACGCGCAGGCAUCAAUAGUUUUGUAUUGGUGCCUCUGAAUUCCAGAUCGGGGGAAUCCCCCUAAAAAACAACACACAACCAUCACCCAUCAAGCACACACAUCCACCACACAUGCGCAUACAUACCAUUCUCAUAUUGAUGAUCUUGAUAGAUAAAAAGAAUCAACAAAUCAUAUACGAUGAAAUGAUGAAAGUGAGGAGAAUUUUUUGAAUAAUUUCUACUAUACAUUUAACUGUAAGUUCGAAGAAAUUUGUAAAGAAUUUUUGGACGAAAUAUUGGAUAAAAUAUAUAUUAUAAAAUAUAAAACCCAAAA
Molecule: messenger RNA, 3459 nt
Organism: Drosophila gunungcola (fruit fly)
Lineage: Eukaryota; Metazoa; Arthropoda; Insecta; Diptera; Drosophilidae
Gene: Akap200
Product: A-kinase anchor protein 200
Exons: 5
Coding region: 250-2811 (853 amino acids)
Source: RefSeq, a predicted model, not a curated record